Molecule: messenger RNA, 1457 nt
Organism: Pyrus x bretschneideri (Chinese white pear)
Lineage: Eukaryota; Viridiplantae; Streptophyta; Magnoliopsida; Rosales; Rosaceae
Product: rhomboid-like protein 19
Exons: 8
Coding region: 155-1081 (308 amino acids)
Biological process (GO): retrograde vesicle-mediated transport, Golgi to endoplasmic reticulum
Cellular component (GO): Golgi apparatus; membrane
Source: RefSeq, a predicted model, not a curated record
UUUUUAUAUUUAAUAUUCAACGCCUGAUCAAACACUCAUCCUCCGGUCUGACCGAUCCGCAACCCGUACGAUCCAGACCUUCCUUCCACCCAAAGUCUAAUUCUCCGAUCUCACAUCGCCGCCGCAAAUCCACCGGCCAAACCGCCCGCCCGCCAUGAGCACUCCAUCACUCUCAGGGAGCGCAGGUGCGUUCUCUGGAUUCACACGGCUAUGCAAGGGCUUGUCUGUGGUGCUUUUUGGAGGCCACAUUGUGGUUCAGCUUCUCCCCCAUGCCGUCGAUUACCUGGCUCUCAUUCCCGCCAGGACGAUUCCUUUUGUCUGGAACCUCAUAACAUCCGGUUACAUUGAACAAUCAGUAUAUGGGGUUUUUAUCAGCACUAUUGGUCUUCUUUUUAUUGGGAAGCUGCUUGAACCUGUGUGGGGUUCUAGGGAGUUCUUGAAGUUCAUCUUUGUAGUUAACUUCUUAACUUCCAUAUGCACUUUCGUCACUGCUAUUGCUAUGUACUACAUUACAAUGACGGAAUUUUACCUUUAUAUGCCUGUUUCUGGCUUCCACGGAGUCCUUUCAGGUUUGUUGGUUGGCAUCAAGCAAAUCAUCCCCGACCAGGAGUUGCCUUUAUUGAAAAUAAAAGCUAAGUGGUUACCAUCUAUCUCGCUAUUGCUGUCCAUUGCCAUAAGCUUCUGGACAGAAAAGUCAGCAACAUAUCUUCCAUUCAUAAUAUUUGGAACUUAUACGAGCUGGAUUUAUCUAAGAUUCUGGCAGAGGAAACCAGAAACAAAACUCAAGGGUGAUCCAAGUGAAGAUUUUGCAUUUUCUACAUUCUUCCCUGAACUUUUGAGACCAGUCAUUGAUCCUGUUGCAUCUAUAUUCCAUCGGAUGCUCUGUGGAAGAUCUGAAGCUUCCAAUGAAUCCCAAGGUUAUACCCUGGGCAGUUCCUCAUUGCCUGGAUCUGACCCCAUUGAAGCAUCUAGAAGAAGAGAAAGAGGUGCUCGAGCACUCGAGGAAAGAUUGGCAGCUGAGAGGUUGGCUGCAGCGCACGGUACAGAAGAGUCUGGAAGAGAUGCCGCAGAGAAUGUUUAAUUGCUUCGCGACUCAAGUAUCAGUUCCUAUCAAUCAACCGCCCAAAUGUGUCAUCUCCGUUGCAACUUCAGAGGUUCCGUGUUAUUUGAAGAGAAGGUUUUUCUACUGUUUUUCUCUGUUCCCGCUCUCUGUGAAUUCUCGAGGAUCCUUAAGCUGUGAAUUUCUCUGUGGACAAUGGUAUCUUUGCACAAUGAUUAAUGUGUGGUGUUGCUCAAAAUACGUAGAGUAGAAAUUCUUAAGAGGCAUCCAUAUCCUUGAAACAGUUGGGGCCAUUUUGUCAUGUUGUACAAAUACAUCUUUUAGCACAGAUACGUUGGUAUAACUUGUGUUUGAUCUCAAAUUUUUAUUAUAAAAACGGAAAUCUUUUUGCUCACCA